CUCCAUCCAACCUCUCUCUCUGCAUGCAUCUACUCAAAAGCAGUGCAGUGCAGCGCAGGCAUAAAAGAAUCGCACACCCGCCCAAUCCCAGCAUCCAACGCCCUCCGCUGCUGGGUUCAUCCGCUGUAUAAAACCCUCCCCGCGGUGUCCAUCCAUCCAUCCAUCCACCCUCUCUGCCCAGCAGAUUUCAUCACCUCUCUCUGCCCCCUGCUCUCCACCAAUCUGCUCUGCUUGCUCAUCGUCUGCAAGCAAAUUCUUCCUGAGAGAUCAUACAUCCGCCGUCGGCUCUCGACUGAGUAGGAUGCCAACAGCUGUUCGCCGAGUGGUGGCGUUCUUCCUGUGAUCGUCAUGAGAAGUGGCGCCUCGCGUAUUACUACAGAUUGUUGAUGCAAGUUUGCCAAGUGAGGACAGAUCCUCGCGCACCACAAAACUAGCGGAAUACUUCAGUCGAAAUCAACACCAUUUUUCUCGAAUUCCCCACAAAACCAAUAAACAUCUCUAGGAGUUGAGCAGCUCGCAGCAGUGAAGUGAUGCAGGGAGGUCCAGGCUACGGGUACGGCGGCUACGGCUACGGUGCCGGCUAUGACAUGACCGGGUACGGCAACGGCGGAGCGUACUACACCAACGACCGGUACCCCACGCCGGCACCGGCGCCGGCUGCCUAUGAGGACCCGCUCGCCGGUCGGAGGCAGCACGACUUCCCGGCGCCGCUCACCGGGCUCGAGUUCCAGCCGUCGGAUGCCUGCCCCAAGAACUACGUCAUCUUUGAUCAGACCUACGACCGGAGCAGGGUCAUGUACAACCCGUCGCUGCCCAACAACUUCGGUUCCUCCGGGGGCUAUGACCAGCACGGCAACAACGGCGGCUAUGAUCACAACUACAGCGGCGGCCACGACGGCGGUAAAUGCUCGACUGGGCAGAAGGAGGACAGCGACGAGAUCGACGCGCUGAUGAGCUCCUGGGACGGCGAGGAGGAAGACGACGUGCUGAGCACGGGUCGCACUUCAGGGUGCCGCGGCGACGGCUCCCCGGACUCCACGUGCUCCCCCGGGUACGUGGUGAGCGUCAGCCCGAGUGGCGGCGGGGGUGGCGAGAGGAAGAAAAACCGGAUGAAGAAGAUGAUGAAGACGCUCAAGGGGAUCAUCCCCGGCGGCGACCGGAUGGACACUCCCGCCGCCCUCGACGAGGCCGUCAAGUACCUCAAGUCGCUCAAGGUGGAGGCCAAGAAGCACGGGGUGCGCGGAUCAAGAAGCUAGAUAGCGACCUCACAUGGCAACGCAGGGCGACUCAAUGAGCUCAAUGAUGGAGGCGGAAGACCGGGUAGUUUGGUGCUCCUUUUUGCACUGCCAGUGCCAUGAUUUCACCUCGUGGAGCUCCCGAGGAUCAGUGCAAAGGAAUGAUGAUGGAUGGUGUUGUAACUAUCAGGCCGAUUAUAUACACCGUGUUUUUGUUUA
Molecule: messenger RNA, 1454 nt
Organism: Triticum dicoccoides
Lineage: Eukaryota; Viridiplantae; Streptophyta; Magnoliopsida; Poales; Poaceae
Product: transcription factor bHLH144-like
Exons: 3
Coding region: 531-1256 (241 amino acids)
Molecular function (GO): protein dimerization activity
Source: RefSeq, a predicted model, not a curated record